Molecule: messenger RNA, 3834 nt
Organism: Coffea eugenioides
Lineage: Eukaryota; Viridiplantae; Streptophyta; Magnoliopsida; Gentianales; Rubiaceae
Product: probable LRR receptor-like serine/threonine-protein kinase At3g47570
Exons: 6
Coding region: 1-3834 (1277 amino acids)
Biological process (GO): protein phosphorylation
Molecular function (GO): protein kinase activity; ATP binding; protein binding
Source: RefSeq, a predicted model, not a curated record
AUGACCGGCUGCACAGCCAUGAAAAGAUUAAGUUUAGGCACUGAUCAAUCUGCUCUUUUAGCCCUGAAAGCCCAUAUCACGUCAGAACAGCAUGAAUUCUUGUCAAAAAACUGGUCUUCUGCAGCUUCUGCAUCCUCUGUCUGUGACUGGAUAGGAGUCCAGUGCGGCUCUCGACACCAAAGAGUCACUGCUUUAAAUGUUUCAAACAUGGGACUCACCGGCACAAUACCUCCGGAUUUGGGAAACCUCUCCUUUCUUGUUUCUCUUGAUCUGAGAAGUAACUCCUUCCACGGCAGUUUGCCCGAAGAGUUGUCACAUCUACGCCGCCUGAGGCUCAUCUUGUUUUCCAACAACAGAUUCACUGGGGCGAUUCCAAUGUGGUUUGGUCACUUUCCAGAACUCCAAUUCUUGCUCCUGGACAUCAAUGGUUUUAGUGGUUUUGUUCCUUCCUCUAUAUCCAACUUGUCAAGAGUGGAAAAGUUAGAUCUAAGCGAAAAUUUCCUGCAAGGAAAAAUUCCAGAAAAGAUAGGAAAUCUUUCAGCCCUCAAAUUGCUGAAUUUUUAUCGGAAUUAUUUAGCUGGUCAAAUACCAUUGAGCUUAUGCAAGAUUUCUCAACUAAAAGCGCUAGACUUGUCAUCCAACAGGUUUGGCGGGUACAUACCCAAAGAAAUUGGAAAUCUGGAGAAGCUUACGUAUUUAUCCCUCAUGAAUAACAACUUCACAGGUGUAAUUCCCCGAGAGCUUGGCAAACUGCAUGGUUUGAAGGUUCUCGUGUUGGGGCGUAACAACUUGACAGGUACGAUUCCACGAGAGAUAGGCAAUCUGCAAAACCUACAAAGGCUCAAUCUGGAAUGGAAUAAAAUCGCGGGAAGCAUUCCAAAAGAAAUCGGGAAUUUGACGAUGCUUACUGAGCUCUACUUUGCCAACAACUCCUUGACAGGUACAAUACCACGAGAGAUGGGUAACCUUUACCUACUCGAGAAUCUUCAGUUACCGUAUAAUGGCUUGAAUGGCUCCAUUCCCCGUGGCAUCUUCAACCUCUCAGCAUUGUGGAACAUUGCACUUUCAUCUAAUCUUCUAUCAGGAAAUCUUCCGCGGGAUCUAGGAUACAGACUGCCCAAGUUAUUAUUCAUAGAGCUUGCUGGGAAUAACCUUGGUGGGGUUAUACCAGUGUCCAUUACAAAUUGUUCCCAAUUAAGAAUGCUAGAACUUUCAAUUAACAGAUUCACUGGUUCCAUUCCUGACGCCCUCGGGGACCUUAGACUGCUGCAAGUUCUAGCUCUGUACAGCAACAAUUUAACAAGUGAUCCUACAUCUAUGGAGCUGAGCUUCAUCACUUCAUUGACAAAAUGCAAAAACUUGGAUUAUUUAGCCCUGGGCCCAAAUCCGUUAAAUGGGCUUCUUCCAGCUUCCAUUGGGAAUCUCUCUGCUACUCUACAGAAAUUGUAUAUAGGAACUAGUGAAAUCAAGGGCACCAUACCAAGUCAAGCUGGCAACUUGACCAAUUUGAUAUUGCUUGCUCUACAAUCGAAUCAGUUGACUGGAGGCAUCCCAGCAGCAUUCAAAGAUCUACAAAACAUGCAAACUUUGGAUAUGGAAGAUAAUAAUCUAAAUGGCACUUUAGAAAACCUUUGCAAUUUGCAGAGGUUGGCUUAUGUAUACCUGACUGCGAACCGAUUUUCCGGGUCCAUACCAGAAUGCUUUGGCAAUAUGACUUCUCUUCGGGAACUUGAUCUAGGAAACAACUUUUUAGUCUCUGCCAUACCUAAUAGUUUUUGGAACCUCAAAGAUCUCUUGCAGUUGAACUUAUCCUCAAACUCCCUUAAUGGUUCCUUGCCUCUUGAAGUUGGAAAUUUGAAAGCUAUUACAUCUAUAGAUGUAUCAGCGAAUCAAUUCUCCGGUGACAUUCCUAACACAACAGGUGAUUUGCAAUACCUGUUGAUUUUAAAUUUAUCCCAAAACCAAUUUCAGGGAUCUAUCCCAGAGUCAUUUGGCAAUAUGCUCAGCUUACAAGGACUUUACCUAUCGCAUAACAAUCUUUCUGGCUUCGUACCAAAGUCAUUGGAGGCACUUCGGUACCUUGAAGAGAUUGACGUUUCUUAUAACCAUUUAAGUGGUGAAAUUCCUUCUGGUGGUCGCUUUAGGAACUUUACCGCUGAAUCUUUUCUGUUCAACGAUGCAUUGUGCGGGGAUUCCAGGUUUCAUGUGCCGCCUUGCCCAAGAACUAAUUCAAUUCACAGGUCCAGAACAAAAAAGGUGCUUCUAUUUGUAUUUGUUCCUCUGGGAAUUGCUUCUGUGGUUGUCGCAGCCUUAGCAAUUGUCUUCAGAAGAUAUUGGAAGAGAUGUCAGGAUUCUAAAGGAACAAACGUGGUAUUAGUGCCAACGCAAGAAAGAGUUUCGUACUAUGAACUUCUUCGAGCAACUGAUAGGUACGGUGAAAUCAAUUUGCUUGGCAUUGGGAGUUUUGGAUCUGUUUACAAGGGGAUUCUCAAUGACGGAAGGUCUAUUGCUGUAAAGGUUUUCAAUUUGGAAUUGGAAGGAGUACUCAAGAGCUUUGAUGUAGAGUGCAAAGUCCUGAAGAACCUUCGCCAUCGAAAUCUUGUGAAGGUCAUCAGCGGUUGUUGGAACCAGGAUUUUAGGGCCUUGGUGCUUGAAUACAUGUGCAAUGGAAGCCUUGAGAAAUGGCUGUAUUCUGACAACUAUUUCUUAGAUACUCUACAGAGAUUGAAUAUAAUGAUAGAUGUGGCAAAUGCUGUGCAAUAUCUCCACGAAGAAUAUUCAACGCCUGUGAUUCACUGUGAUUUGAAGCCCAGUAAUGUCUUACUUGAUGAGGAUAUGGUUGCCCACGUCAGCGACUUUGGUAUUGCAAAAAUGCUGGAAAAGGAGGAAAGCUUUGCAUGGACCAAGACCUUAGCUACAGUUGGCUACAUUGCUCCAGAGUAUGGAUCUGAGGGGUUGAUAUCAGUAAAAUGCGAUGUUUAUAGCUAUGGAAUCAUGCUGAUGGAAGUUUUUUCAAGAAGAAAGCCUAAUGAUGAGAUGUUUGCUGGAAAUUUGAACUUGAAGAGUUGGGUAAAUGAUUCUCUACCUGAUUCGAUUCUUCAAGUUAUUGAUGCUAAGUUGUUGAAGCGUGAGGAUGAAAAUUUCACUCAGAAGCUGGAGAUUUUAUCGUCAAUCUUGGGAUUGGCCUUAAAAUGUGUCUGUGAAUCUCCAGGUGAGAGAGUUAGUAUGAAAGUUACGCUGGAGACACUGAAGAAGAUCAAACUCAAAUUCUUGCGGGUCAUGGAGUCUUUUCUUGUGUGGCUUGAAAAUCAUCUUAUACAUGUAAAUAGCCCUGGUUACUUUCUUCUUGAUGCGGGUUAUGCAAAUAGCCCUAGUUUCUUAGCUCCACAUAGGGGAGUUGGAUAUCAUCUUAGUGAGUGGUCUGCUAGUGGGAACAAGCCUCAAAAUUUUAAAGAGUUAUUCAACUUUCGACAUUCAAUUGCUCAAAAUGUGAUUGAAAGGACAUUUGGUUUGUUCAAGAAGCGACGGGCCUUUUUGAGAGAUGUAUCUUUUUUUGAUGUUAAGACUCAUGUCAUGAUAAUUAAUGCAUGUGCCAUCCUUCAUAAUCUUAUUCGAGUAGAACAACCAAAUGAUCCUUACUUGGAUGAAGUUGAUGCUGAGAUGCGAAGAGUACAGCAUGAGGUUGAUGAUGAAGAUGAAAUGGAAGAUGAAGCUGAGGAAGAUGGAAUGGAAGAUGAUGGUCCAAAUAAUGAUAGUGGUGUAAAUGCUAUUAAUGAGAAUCGAAUUCGAACAGUACAACCAACUACCGAGUGGACACAAUUUAGGAAUGCUUGA